UUUAUCUCAGCCAUGGCUUCAAGCAACAAAUCCGAUUAUUCAAGCAAUGAGGACGACAAUCCCGAUUUUGCUGCAAAAGCCCAGGGGCGCCUUUUACAGUUGAAGAAGGGGCGAGAUGAGCGUAUGAAUGCUAUUGUUCAAGAGUCAGCUACAGGGAUGGACAAGCUACGCACCAGCAUCGCCAGGUUCCAACAAGAUCGACGAACAAAAGAAGUCCGCGCCGUUGCCAUUUCUGUGACCAGGAUUAUUGAAGCAGUAGAGCGCAGGAAAGGCAUUGAGCAGCAGAUGGAAACACUCGUUUCUCGGCUAAUCAACAAGACCCAGGAGGUUGAGAGCAUGAUGAAAACAGGCCUUCGAGGCAGGGAAGACGAUGUGAAGAAGACUAAAUGACUGGAACUCACGGCCAUGUUUUCUUGUUGGGACAUUUCAUUCUUGGGGGUUUGAGGCAGGCCAGUGGAAACGAACCUGCGCAUGAGCCUAUGACGGACACUCACAAUCAACGAACUCUCAAGCCUUUAUGAGUUCUUCUCGCUAUUCACAUUGACCCGGC
Fusarium oxysporum Fo47 is the source of this 550-nucleotide messenger RNA. RefSeq lists its product as uncharacterized. The coding region runs from base 13 to 390 and encodes 125 amino acids. Lineage: Eukaryota; Fungi; Ascomycota; Sordariomycetes; Hypocreales; Nectriaceae. The record is from RefSeq and is a predicted model, not a curated record. The transcript is spliced from 3 exons.